Messenger RNA from Cheilinus undulatus (humphead wrasse), 2199 nucleotides. Its product is annotated as phospholipid phosphatase-related protein type 5-like. The transcript has 8 exons. The record is from RefSeq and is a predicted model, not a curated record. The coding region runs from base 43 to 1020 and encodes 325 amino acids. Gene Ontology annotation, molecular function: phosphatidate phosphatase activity. Lineage: Eukaryota; Metazoa; Chordata; Actinopteri; Labriformes; Labridae. Gene Ontology annotation, biological process: phospholipid dephosphorylation; phospholipid metabolic process; signal transduction.
UGGAGCUGUCCAAGUCACUGACGAUAAGAGAAGCCAGGCAUCAUGCCUCCAAAACGACUGAGCAGAAAACAGCAGAGGGAACUGUACUACUCACUGGGAGGGGAGCUGGUGAUCAUGGCCGGGACCGUCAUGCUGGCCUACUACUUCGAGUAUACCGACACCUUCAGCGUGCACGUGCAGGGCUUUUUCUGCUACGACACCGCCUACACCAAACCCUACCUGGGACCGGAGGACAGCAGCGCUGUCCCACCCAUUCUCCUGUACGCCGUAGUGGCUGGGCUGCCCACGCUGCUGAUUACAAUAACAGAGACGGUACUGUUCCUGGUCCAGUACACGUCCAAAGAGUUCGACCGCUCGGAGAAGACAGUGGCCACUGGAGACUGCUGUUACCUCAACCCGCUGGUGCGCAGGACCUUCCGCUUCCUUGGUGUCUACACCUUUGGCCUCUUCACUGUUGACAUCUUUGUCAACGCAGGUCAGGUAGUGACCGGGAACCUGGCACCCUACUUCCUGACAGUUUGUAAGCCAAACUACACAGCACUGGGCUGCCAGCAGGCCCUGCGCUACAUUAGCCACCAGGAGGCCUGCACAGGAAACCAGGAUGACAUCCUGCGUGCCCGAAAAACCUUCCCAUCUAAGGAGGCUGCACUCAGCGUCUAUGCUGCUCUGUACCUGGCUAUGUACGUGACGUGCACAGUGCAGGCUAAAGGCACACGUCUGGCUAAACCAGUGCUGUCUCUCGGACUCAUGUGUAUGGCGUUUCUCACCGGUCUGAACCGUGUGGCCGAGUACCGCAACCACUGGUCAGAUGUCAUCGCUGGCUUUAUCAUUGGGACUGCCAUCGCGACCUUCCUGGUGGUGUGUGUGGUCCAUAACUUCAAAGGCAAGUUGCUGCUGAGCGAGGAAUCACCGACGGAGCCACAACCCAAUAUAGGGAUGCUGAAUAUGGGCCGAAUGGAGAGUCCUCUGGAGAAGUAUAUUGCUUCACAGAAUCACAUCGCCUUCGCUGAGGUCACAUGACGUGGAGUCGGCCGUGUGGCAGACCCAUUGGACGUCCACACUCUUCACCGUCCAAUCCAGUUAACCGGAGUCCAGUGCUAAACCCAUCUCCUCUGUGUGUCUGAUCUGCAGUAUGUUGUUCUAUGUUGUCUUUAUCAGGCCCCUGAUGUUCUCUGCAGCUUCUCGUAUUCAAACAAAAACAAUGAAAGAAAAAAGAGUGAAUAUCUCAACAGGACAGGUUGUUCCUGCGUUCUCCAUCUAUGCACUUAUUCUGAAUCUUGUUCAGACUCUUGCCACCCUAAUGAAGCUUGUUGUUUGGUCAAACCAAAAGGAGUUGUUGUAUACUGGAAAACAAGCGAGGAACUGGAUUGCAAAGCUUUAAAAGGUGGUUGUGUUAAAAGUGUGCAAUCGCUACACUGAGUAUCUGAACAGAGAAACUAUCAAACAUCCUUUUUUAUGUUGUUAACAUUAAUGUCUUCCCCUCAGAAUGAUUUGUUUUUGUCUCUUUACAUCUCAAUCAUUACACAAGAGGACUGCUGUGAAUAUCAGAAUAUAAAAGCGACUGCUGGACCCAUAUUUACCAAAUAAAUAAGUGACACCUUAUCCUAGCUGCAUGCAAGCAUCAGAUAUAGCUAUAUGCAGCAUCGGCCACUCGCUGUCUACACUGCAUCUAGAGAAAAAGAGAAACUUCUGGAGAAAUAAAAGUGUGAUGCUUUGCAUUGACGAGUCUUUAGCUGUGGUGAGCUGCACAGUUUUGUCUCCAUGUUAACAGACGUCAUUGUAAGACAUGUCAAACUUGGAUGUGGAUUAUUAUAUUACUAAUGCACCACUAUCUCCAUGUUGUAAAACAACAUAAUAAGCUCUGCUGAGUGAAAAAAGUGAAAGAAAAUUAAGGAACUGUUCCUGAAGGACACUCCCAGGGCCUUGUCAGUCUCUUUUGUCCCAUGUCAGUGUCAACACAUGACAAUACCUAACUGACCAUUCAUUUAGCCUAUAGAAUUACACUGCAUAGCAUGCACAGUCCUUCCCAGAGUUUUUGGGUGCUUUCACGUUAGGGACCCAGGUAGGGUUUGGUAAUAUUAUCAGCAAGAUGUCAGUAUCAGCAGUCAUGAACAUUUCCGCUAAUGUCUGCAGCCAGAAUGUCUAUCACACAUCAACAAAAUGCACAUAUGUUCCAUCAGGUAUACAGUAGUUAUAAAA